ACACUACCCUACUCCUACUCCUACUCCUCAUCAUACCAGUAAUAAGUAGACAAAUUAAGAAACGCGUUUGCGCCAUUAAUUGCAACCAAGAAACGUCGUCGUCGCUUUCAACACUCACUGCCAGCAGCACCCUCGCUAGCUAAAGCUAAUACCACCAAAACCACUCUCUGUCUUCCUCCUAAAAACGUUUUGUCGACACCGUUCUCUUCUCAACCAAAAUCCCCCACCCACAACCAAAUUUACACAGAUUUAGCCACUCGCCCACGCCAAUGGCUACAACCAAUUGUCGUUUAACCCAACGUCUCUUAACGGCUAGUUACUGACGGUAAUUAACAAUCUUAUCUGGCCUUCUUUUUCCGUUCCCUUCCCCUUCAUUUUCUUUUUUUCCGCAACUUUCUCGAGAAUCAGACGGAAAACAAACAUGUCGCCGAAGCAGAAGAAUUUUCAUCUUCUCUCUGCCUUCUUUUUCUCACUCUUCCAAUUAUUCUUCUUUCUUUCUCUCUCUAACCCAGAAACCACCGCCUUGCUGGCAUUCAAAGCCUCCACCGACCCCUUCAAUUCGCUCUCCUCGUGGAUGACCUCACCCGACCCGUGCUCCGGCUCCUGGCUCGGCGUCACCUGCGACCCGGAGACCCGCCGGGUCACCCGACUCGUGCUUGAGAACCUCAACCUGACCGGGGCGGCUGAGCAACUCAGCCAGCUCGACCACCUGAAAGUCCUGAGCCUCAACCACAACCUGCUCUCCACCUCGCUCGACUUCUCGUCUUUGCCCCACCUCAACCACCUCUACCUCUCCCACAACCACUUCGCCGGAACCUUCCCCUCAGGAAUCUCCCGCCUCCGCAAUCUCCGUCGACUCGACCUCUCGUAUAAUCAGUUCUCCGGCGACAUUCCGUUGACCAAGUUGACUCAGCUGCCUCGCCUGCUAACUCUCCGUCUCGAGUCCAACUCGUUCACCGGGACUCUCGGCUCAGCGGACUUGGAUACCGGUACGAUUUCGGACUUCAAUGUUUCGCACAACAAUCUCUCGGGCGAAAUCCCUGCGUGGCUGUCUAAAUUCACGGCGACGUCGUUCGCCGGAAACGGGAAUCUCUGCGGCAAACCCUUGCCGUACGAAUGCUCCAAUCGGACGGUCCCUGACUCGUCCGUACCAUCCAGGGACUUGGGUCGGAAAAACGACAGCGUUUUGAGUAACGCUGCGCAGCUCACGAUCAUCAUCGUCGGCAUAGCUGUUGUGUUGUUAGUGAUAGUCGUGACCGCCACGUGGUGUCGGCGCACUAAGAGAGUGGAGGGCGGGACCCGCAACAAGACAGCCAACGGAUUCGGUUACGUGAGCAAGCACUACGGGCCCGGAGAAUUGAAGAAGAAGAAGAGCAAAGGUGGAGCCCAUUUGGCCCAGUCUAAUUGGCACGGGCCUGGUGGUGGGCCCAGAGAAAGCGAAGAUAUGGUGGUGCUGGAAGGAUGCAGGGGCGUCGAUAAGGUGGGUGAUCUGUUGAAGGCGUCGGCGGAGAUGUUGGGAAAGGGCAGCGUGGGGACCACUUUCAAGGUUGCGAUGGACGGUGGAGAUGUAAUUGUGGUGAAGAGAGUGAGGGAGAAGAGAAAUGGCGGGAAAGAAAUGGAUGGGUUUUUGAGACAGAUUGGUGGGCUGAGGCACUGUAACAUUGUGAGCCUUCGAGCGUACCACAAUUCCAACUAUGAGUUGCUUUUGGUCUACGAUUUCAUGCCCAAAGGAAGCUUGCAUUUUGUGUUGCAUGGAAACAGAGGACCUGGAAGAACACCAUUGGAUUGGGCUACAAGGUUGAAAUUAGCUUCUGGGUCUGCGCAAGGACUGGCUUUCCUCCAUGGCUGCAACAAGGCCAAGCUCUUUCAUGGAAACCUCACAUCAUCAAACAUCUUGGUGGAUCAGAUGGGCAGCGCUUGCAUUGCAGACAUUGGCCUCCAGCAGCUCUUGCCUGCUCCAUUUUCAUCAAACAGCGCUUACAAAGCCCCUGAAUUGAUGCUUCCCAGCAGUAAAAGCCCAAGAAAGUUUACACAAAAGUGUGAUGUUUAUAGCUUUGGGGUGGUUCUGAUGGAGAUUUUGACUGGAAAAACGGCUGGUGAAGAAGGAGAGAUGAGCUUGGUGGAGUGGGUUAGGAUGGUGGUGCAGAAAGAGUGCAGUACAUGGGAAGUGCUGGAUUUUGAGCUUCUGGGAGACAAAGAAAUGGAGGAGGAAAUGUGGGCUCUUUUGCAGGUGGGUUUGCUGUGUGUGUCUCCAUUGCCUAAAGAUCGUCCAACAAUGGGCAUGGUGCAUCGGAUGAUUGAGGACAUUAGGCAAAAGGGUGUUAGAGAAGAUGGGGUAAAGUCUAUUUUAGAUGACCUUACUUCUGAUUCUUCACCUUCCCAUUCAGAAAGCACUCCCUGAGGAUCAUUUCAUUCUCAGACGACAGCAUUAUGUUAUUAGGGCAAACUUCAUUAUGCAUGAAUUAAUGCAUACUGAAGAUGUUUUGUACUCUUCUUGCAGCCAUUGUUUGUGAGAAUCUUCAAUAAAUAAAGAGACUUGAUUGUUUUAAA
Prunus mume (Japanese apricot) is the source of this 2550-nucleotide messenger RNA. RefSeq names its product putative leucine-rich repeat receptor-like protein kinase At1g68400. The record is from RefSeq and is a predicted model, not a curated record. NCBI's taxonomy places the organism in Eukaryota, Viridiplantae, Streptophyta, Magnoliopsida, Rosales, Rosaceae. Gene Ontology annotation, molecular function: protein binding; protein kinase activity; ATP binding. Gene Ontology annotation, biological process: protein phosphorylation.